UCAUUAGUCGUUCCGUUGACUGGGGACUCAAUCUCUCUCUCUCCCUCUCUCUCUCUUCCCCUCUCUGUCUCGCCGUUAAAAGUUCCCGCGGCCGUUAUCCUCCUCACAACUCGCGAGGACGAGCUCCCUAGCUCUCUUCUCUCCACCACGUCGUCAUCGUCAUCAUCUCACUCGCCUAGUCGGCGCGUGGAGGGAACGUAUUUAACCCGGCUUCCGCACUCGCAUGGCGAUAGCUGACCGGCCUCGGCCUCACGACAAGAAGCUCUUCGGCCUGUGCCCUUUCUGGCAGCCCGUGGGCAGCGCCGGCGCCGGCGGGGGUCACAACACGACCUCGUCCUCCACGUCCUCCACGCAGAACCUCCACAACAGCAGCGCCUAUCACGACCGCAGCGGCGGGAAUAAUAGCCAUGCGGACGGAUCUCGACCUCGCCCGAGCUCGGCCAACACGGUUUCGUCGGUCGCCCGGUCCCUGCUCCCAGCUCGCCGGCGGCUCCGCCUCGAUCCGUCGAAUAAACUCUACUUCCCCUAUGAACCGGGGAAGCAGGUGAGAAGCGCAAUCAAGUUGAAGAACACAACCAAGUCGCAUGUAGCUUUCAAGUUUCAAACGACCGCGCCAAAAAGCUGCUAUAUGCGGCCUCCGGGUGGCAUCCUCGCUCCGGGUGAAAGCCUAAUUGCGACGGUCUUCAAGUUCGUGGAGCAACCCGAGAAUAAUGAGAAACAGCCGGAUCAGAAGAGCAAGGUUAAGUUCAAGAUAAUGAGCCUGAAAGUCAAAGGAGGAACAGAUUAUGUGCCUGAACUGUUUGAUGAGCAGAAGGAUCAAGUUACAGUCGAGCGGAUUUUACGAGUUGUUUUCUUAGAUGCCGAACGCCCAAGUCCCGCAAUGGAGAAAUUGAAGCGGCAGUUAGCAGAGGCUGAGGCUGCAGUAGAAUCAUCCCGCAGGAAGCCUACUGCCGCUGAAACUGGGCCUCGGGUGGUAGGCGAAGGUCUUGUGAUCGACGAAUGGAAAGAACGAAGAGAGAAGUAUCUUGCUCGACAGCAGGUCGAAGCAGUAGGCACAGCGUAAGUUCCUCCCUGCUCUGAAGAGGGAUAUAUGCACAAUAUCGUUAUCGGGAGCUCAAAGGGACCCUGUGGCUUCAUUAGAAUCUUCAAUUUAUGGUCUUUUUUUGGUAUAGUCACCUAGAAUGAGGUGUGAUAAGGGGUUACUUAUUAUGUAAAGGAAAGUUGUGGCUUAUAGAAGUGCUAAUUAGUAGUUGUUCAUAUGGAAGGGGAUUUGUAAAGAAGAGUUGCUUUCUGGCUUAUAUGAUGAAGAAGAAAUGCUGGGUUGCUCAUUCAGCUCCGUCUUUUCUUUUAAACGUUUUAGAUGGCUUUUGGUUUUUGAUUUGAGUAUAUUUACUUAUUGCCCCCUUUAAUAUUUUGUUUCGAUGGUACUUACCGCU
This is a messenger RNA of Punica granatum (pomegranate), 1436 nucleotides long. NCBI's taxonomy places the organism in Eukaryota, Viridiplantae, Streptophyta, Magnoliopsida, Myrtales, Lythraceae. The record is from RefSeq and is a predicted model, not a curated record.